This is a messenger RNA of Fusarium tjaetaba, 384 nucleotides long. RefSeq names its product trm-112. The transcript has 2 exons. Gene Ontology annotation, molecular function: protein heterodimerization activity. Gene Ontology annotation, biological process: rRNA (guanine-N7)-methylation; tRNA methylation; peptidyl-glutamine methylation. Bases 1 to 384 code for a protein of 127 amino acids. NCBI's taxonomy places the organism in Eukaryota, Fungi, Ascomycota, Sordariomycetes, Hypocreales, Nectriaceae. The record is from RefSeq and is a predicted model, not a curated record.
AUGAAGGUCCUCAGCCUCAACUUCCUCACUUGCGCAGUCAAGGCCUGCAAGUCCUCUAAAGACUCAUACCCUCUUCACCCAAAGGACGCUGAACUUGUCCAAGACGAUAUUGAGUUGAACCCUGACAUGAUCCUCAACGUGCUGCCCCGUCUUGACUGGACGGCUCUUUGCACAACGGCCUCUGAGUUGGGUUUCCCUCAGCUCCCUGAACAGCCUCCCACAGCAGUUGAGCUUCGAGCUGAUGAGAAGACCCUCAAGGAUCUUCACCAUCUUCUUCUCGAGACUCAAAUGUCUGAGGGAAAACUCGUUUGUGGCAACUGUGGGCACGAAUACGCCGUCAAGGAGGGUAUUGCCAACUUUUUGCUGCCCAGCCACCUGGUGUAA